Aspergillus tanneri is the source of this 2043-nucleotide messenger RNA. Its product is annotated as aspartate--tRNA ligase MSD1. The record is from RefSeq and is a predicted model, not a curated record. The transcript has 3 exons. Gene Ontology annotation, cellular component: cytoplasm; mitochondrion. Lineage: Eukaryota; Fungi; Ascomycota; Eurotiomycetes; Eurotiales; Aspergillaceae. Bases 1 to 2043 code for a protein of 680 amino acids. Gene Ontology annotation, biological process: aspartyl-tRNA aminoacylation. Gene Ontology annotation, molecular function: aspartate-tRNA ligase activity; ATP binding.
AUGCUCCGAAGCAGAGUGGGGCGACUUUCCCCUCGCGUUUGCUCCAGCUACAUCAAGAAUUCCAACUAUGUCCGCAGUAGAUGCACUGGGCUGCAGUGGGGGAUAAAUGGUAGCAUUGUAUCAAGAAAGGCGUUCCAUGCAAGAUGUGCACUGCAUGAAGAAUUGAAUGCGCACACAGAGUCUCAACAAUUGCUAGAGCAGUAUAAAGCAUCCGUUGAAUUUCCUCCUGCCACAUAUGACUUCGAAACGUUUCUCUCGCAAGCAGCCCCGGAGCAAGAAGUGGUUUUGCAUGGAUAUCUGGGAGAUCGCAAAGAUCUGUCUAAAAAAUUAUCAUUUGUGCGCUUGACCGACCCGACUAUGAAACACAGCAUUCAGAUUGUGUCGUUAGCAAAGAACGGGGCCUUGGAGAAGCUCAAGACAAUCCGGGCAAAUAGUCCCGUCGCAGUCCGAGGGAAAGUUCAGCAGAAACAGGCAAAAGGGGCUGAAAUGGAGAAGACCGACCCUUGGGAAAUUCAGCUGGAUGAUAUCCAACUCCUGAACGACUUUCCAAAAGACAUUUUCAUGAAGUCCGACACAGUCUUCGCUCCCAGGCACAGAUACCUACAGCUACGAGCGGAUAGUGAAUUGCGUGAAGCACUUCGAUUCCGAGCUCAAGUACACAACGUUUGCAAGGAAGAAUUAGAACAGUGCCGUCCUCCUUUCGUGGAAAUCGAGACGCCUCUUCUUUUCAAGUCAACUCCUGAAGGUGCUCGUGAAUUUCUAGUGCCGACGCGGAAGCGGGGAUUAGCUUAUGCGUUGCCCCAGAGCCCGCAGCAAUAUAAGCAGAUCCUGAUGGCAAGUGGGAUCCCUCGAUACUUCCAGUUUGCGCGCUGUUUCCGAGACGAAGAUCUUCGUGCUGAUAGACAACCAGAGUUCACUCAGCUUGAUUUGGAAAUGUCUUUUGCUACCGGUGAGGAUGUUAUGCGGACCGUCGAGGGUGUCAUCCGCAGGCUUUGGUCCACAUUAUUGAGCGACCCAGCUCCAUCGGGACUAUUUCGAAGAAUGGCUUACGAAGAAGCAAUGAGUCGCUAUGGCUCAGACAAGCCCGACACCAGAUACGGGAUGGAAAUCACACGCAUUGGUCAUCUCCUUCCCGCAGACCUGGUCAACAAAAUUACCCCAUUACUGGAUCCGAUCGUGGAAGUUUUCAAAUUGGAAAACAACGACAACGACCCUGUCGCUAUGGCGCAAUUCAUCACCCAAUUUCUGGACUCCCCAGCGGGAGCGCCGUUCAACGACAACCCAGAAGGGGGCCCAGGAGUUUUUGUAUACGACGCAAAGAAGCCUCUUUGUGGCCUACAGCCCUUCGGUUUCGAGGCUGCCGAAUUCUUAGAAGACCUCUUGGUACCCGAUCAUGGCGACUUAAUCAUUCUUCAGGCCCGCAAACAAGCCCCUUUCGCUGGGGGCUCCACUCCCAUAGGUGACCUUCGCCGUGCCCUCCACUCCGCGGCAGUUGCCUCCGGAUUCAAACCCGCACCCACUGGAUUUGACUUCCUUUGGAUCGUGGACUUCCCUCUCUUUUCCCCAUCGUCUGAUUCCGAACCGGGCCAAGGCGGCGCCGCCGGUAUCUCUUCCACUCAUCACCCGUUCACUGCACCCAAGAACGCAGCGGACGUCGAUCUCCUCCUAACGGACCCGACCAAAGUUGUAGCGGACCACUACGAUCUCGUCGUCAAUGGUGUCGAGCUAGGCGGCGGCAGUCGGCGUAUCCACGACGCAGCGGUGCAGGAGUUCAUCCUGCGCGACAUUCUCCAGAUGCGGUCCGAGCGGCUGGCCGACUUUGCACAUCUCCUCGAGGCACUUCGCGCCGGUUGUCCCCCCCAUGCCGGCCUGGCGUUGGGAUUUGAUCGUCUUGUUGCCGUCAUGCUGGGAAAGGAGUCGGUGCGCGAUGUGAUUGCUUUCCCAAAGAUCGGGAAGAGCGGCGAAGAUCCAAUGGUCAAGGCACCUAGUGCGAUAACCGAAGAAGCGUUGAGCACGUAUCACCUUCACCUAAGGGGGGAGUAA